Pseudogymnoascus verrucosus is the source of this 1523-nucleotide messenger RNA. RefSeq lists its product as uncharacterized. The record is from RefSeq and is a predicted model, not a curated record. The transcript has a single exon. The coding region runs from base 498 to 1478 and encodes 326 amino acids. Lineage: Eukaryota; Fungi; Ascomycota; Leotiomycetes; Thelebolales; Thelebolaceae.
GUCACAAUUGUUAAGAGAGUAAAGUGUGAUUUUUAAUAGUUUGCUUCUGGAUCAUCAUCCCCACUUGUCUCCAUCAGUUCGCCGGUCUAGAACUCAUUGGCUUGUCUAUGCGGUCUCACGCCAACCAAAGCAAUUAUCGUACUAGUCAAAUUUGAGGUUGCCCCGCACAGAAGCGGGGAGGCCCGUGGCUAAAUUUCAGGUCUGUUAUGUGUGGGGUUCGUCCUAUUUCGUUACCCCAACACUCCAUAGCUUUAAAUCCACUAGUACUGUAUGGGGGGAUAACAUGCAUAUGGGCCUUACUCUGGCAAUUAUCAGAUUUGACUCCUAUCUUCUCUUCAUAUGUUCCGUCUCCAUCUUAGGUUUUAAGUUUUAUUGGACUCAUUCUUCCGUGAAUUACUUGCGAUCUUCUGAUUAAUUUUUGAAGGUUGAUCUUUCCGGGCGGGACUUCUCUUUUUCGAGAUAUUCAACUCUCAUAGACAUAUCAAGAAAACACAACAAUGGACCCGGGUGUACAAAACCAUGGUGUUCCAGCGACGGUCUCGGUCCAUGCGAUUUCUGCGGGCUCCUUGACUCUCCCCGAACGGUUCUUCGUUCAUCCAGCAGACCCGGAAGCUCGCAAAACUGUUCCCUCGUUAUCAUUUCUUAUCCAGCACAUGAAUCCAUCGACAAGUAAGAUAACGAGGAUAGUUUUUGACCUAGGCAUCCGGCGACAAAUAUCAGCCUACUCUCCCGAAAUCCAAGCACAUGCACAAACUCGUCAACCACUCACCACCGCCCCAGAUGUUAUCUCAUCGCUCGCUAAAGGAGGCCUAAAAGAAUCCGAUAUUGACUAUGUCCUCAUCAGUCAUGUGCACUGGGACCAUUUGGGCAUGCCGUCAGAUUUCAAGGCGUCGAAAUUUGGAGUAGGGGCCGGGGCAUUGGAUUUACUAUCGGGACGCACCAAAUUAACCAACGGGAGCCAUUCUUAUUUCGAGGCAGGAAUAUUACCACCAUCCAGAACUUUCGAACUGCCAGACCCCCUUCAAAACGAUUCGGAAAGCACGCCAAGUUACCCAAGACCAGAGAUGUUCUGUGAAGCCUGGAAGCCGUUUCAUGCUUUCCCUGAUACGAUGGACAUAUUUUCCGACGGAUCUUGUUAUGUAGUUUCAGCGCCAGGCCAUCUACCUGGACAUAUUAACAUGCUCUGUCGCAUAUCCUCACAUCCUUUGAAAUAUGUUUUACUCGCAGGAGACGCAUGUCAUGAUAUCCGUAUUUUGACUGGAGAGAGAGACAUUGCUACAUGGAGUGAUGAAAGACUUCCACAUGUCACCUGUUGUAUCCAUGCCAGUGUCCAGGAGGCAGAAAAAACUAUCGAGACCAUGAGGAAGGUUCAGAGAGAUGGGCUUGAUGGCGGAGAGGUGGAGAUUGUAUUUGCACAUGAUGUGGAUUGGGCAGCAAAGAGUUUAAAGGAGGGACGGUUCUGGCCUGGGCAUCUAUAGAAACGUUAUGUGGUUCUGUUUAACAUACAUGUGCCCUAAUGACAU